Molecule: messenger RNA, 3063 nt
Organism: Oreochromis niloticus (Nile tilapia)
Lineage: Eukaryota; Metazoa; Chordata; Actinopteri; Cichliformes; Cichlidae
Gene: eef2k
Product: eukaryotic elongation factor 2 kinase
Exons: 20
Coding region: 289-2586 (765 amino acids)
Biological process (GO): myosin II filament disassembly; protein phosphorylation; response to differentiation-inducing factor 1
Molecular function (GO): calcium ion binding; calmodulin binding; ATP binding
Source: RefSeq, a predicted model, not a curated record
GGGGCGUGGCCAACAGAGAACACUGUGAUACGUGCGGAGGGAAGCCUCCGCCGUGGUGGACGGAACAAGAACAGAAGCCCUGCGCCAGGCACGUUCCCGGACCUUGAGGAUACCGCGGAGAACAAGGAGGCAUCCACUCUUGUUUUGGUCUCAGAGGAGGGGUGAACUCCUGCUCCUGGAGCCCUGACUAUUUAAGUGCAAACCAAUACCGAGAGACGGAAGAAGACCGAGGUGACUGGAUUUGCUGUCACAGUCUGUCAAGAUUGAGGGAUUAGAGCAACAGAAACCAUGGAGGACGAACUCAUGUUCAGGAUGGAGGAGGACGGCAGCGCCAAGAGACCCUCUGCCCAGCGGAGCGCCCUCAAACACAGAGCAUCCUCCCUCAGCGAGUCCAACGCCAGCGAGGAUGACGACGAAGACCACUUCAUCUGCCCCAUCCUGGACGAUUCGGCCAAAGAAGUGUGCAGCCACCUUAAAAACCUGGUUUACGCACGGCAGCUGUCAAACUCGCUCCCUAAAUCCAACUUCAUGUACAGGAACGAAAAAGAAACAGAUACAGUGGCAGAACAUCGACCGUACAAGGUUUUGUCUGAGAGUGCACGGGCAACAUGGCUGCACGCCAUCGAAAAGGCAAAAGCGAUGCCCGACCCCUGGGCGCAGUUUCACCUGGAGGAGAUAGCGACUGAACCCUGCAUUCGUUACAGGUACAAUGCUGUUACAGGGGAAUGGGUUCAAGACCAGAUCCACAUGAAGAUGGGUACACAGCCUUUUGGGAAAGGGGCCAUGAGGGAGUGCUUCAGAGCGAAGAAGUUGUCGAAUUUCUCACACAGCAGCAACUGGAAGUCAGCGUCCAACUAUGUGGCCAAGCGUUACAUGGAGACGGUGGAUAGAAAUGUUUACUUUGAGGACGUCAGGCUGCAGAUGGAGGCCAAACUUUGGGGCGAGGAGUACAAUCGCCACCGACCUCCCAAACAGGUGGACAUCAUGCAGAUGUGUGUGGUGGAGAUGACAAACCGGCCCAAUAAACCUCUCUUCCACCUGGAGCAUUACAUCGAGGGCAAGUACAUCAAAUACAACUCCAAUUCCGGCUUUGUGAGGGACGACAACAUCCGCCUCACUCCACAGGCCUUCAGUCACUUCAGCUUUGAGCGGUCGGGCCACCAGCUGAUCGUGGUGGACAUCCAGGGAGUUGGUGACCUCUACACCGACCCUCAGAUCCACACAGCGAAGGGGACCGACUUUGGAGACGGAAAUCUGGGUGUGCGAGGCAUGGCCCUGUUCUUCCACUCGCACCUGUGUAACAAGAUCUGCAAAAGCAUGGGCCUGACGCCUUUCGACCUUUCCCCUGCGGAGAUGUCCCAGCUGGACGGCACCAACAAACUGCUCAAGUCAGCCCAGACUGUGCUGAGAGGCUCAGAGGAGCACUGCGGUUCUCCUCGUGUUCGCACCAUGUCGGCCAGCCGGGCGCCUCCGCUCCUAUCCCGCCUGUCUGAGACCUCGUCUGCAGAUGAGAGCAUGAGCGACAUGGAAUCUAUCCCCUGCUCCCCUCUUAUCCUUCCCUGCUCCCCCCCAACUGCAGCUGGCUCUGUAGGCUCGUCUUUUACCGGAAUGUAUGAACACGACAGAAUGAGCAACACAAGCGAACACAGGGAAUCAGAAAACGGCGGGGACAGCGGCUACCCGAGCGAGAGGAGGAGUGAAGGAGACCCAAAUGACCACAUAGACGGGAUCCAUCAUCGCUACAACAGGCAAUAUUCAGAGUCGGAUGAGGAAAGUAUCAGACGGAGGAAGAUGGUAGCUCCUCCAAGAGUCUCUGCAAACUUAAAUUUAAACACUCCUGACAACGAAUGGUUGACAGAGGAGAAGUGGACCUUCUAUCACUCAUCCCGCGCUCACGUCCACCGACCUUCCUGUGUGGCCACCGAGGUGGAACGACUCAACAACCUGCUGCAGAAGAAGAUCGGCCAGUCGAUUCUUGGAAAAGUCCACCUGGCGAUGGUGCGGUACCACGAAGCAGGUCGUUUCUGCGAGAAGGACGAGCAGUGGGACCAGGAGUCGGCCAUGUACCACCUGGAGAGAGCCGCCAUGUGUGGAGAGCUGGAGGCCAUCGUAGCCUUGGGACAGUGCCUUCUGCAGCUACCUCAUCAUAUACUCCCAGACAUGGAGCUGGAGGAUAAUGCAGGAAACAAUAUGAGAGGUUUCAAGUAUCUGCUGCAGGCUGCUGAGGCUGGCGACAGAUCUUCUAUGAUCAUAGUGGCCAGAGCCUUUGAUACUGGAGUCAAUCUGUCUGCUGACAGAAAGCAGGACUGGGCCGAAGCGGUUCACUGGUACAACAGUGCGCUGAACAUGAUGGACUACGACGAGGGAGGAGAGUUCGAUGGGACCCAGGACGAGCCUCGCCACCUUCUGCUGGCCAGAGAGGCAGAGAUGUACCAGGAGGGAGGCCACAACCUCGCUGCAGACCCACAGAGAGCAGGUGACCUUUUUACUGAAGCUGCAGAAGCUGCCAUGGCGGCCAUGAAGGGUCGACUGGCUAACCAGUACUACAUGAAAGCCGAAGAAGCCUGGGCACAAAUGGAGGAGUAACUCCACGACAUAAAAGAAAUUAAUUUUAACCUCCAAAAAGGCCACGAGACUUGAUGUGUGGCUGUUUUUCUUUUUCUUUUUUCUUUUCUUUUUUUAACACAUUCUGGGUAAAACCUGAAUGACUUCAGUUUACAUUACUGUUUUUAUGACAGAUUUUUUUUGCUGUUGGUGGUUUGUUUGUGUGUGCGUUUGAUGUGUGUUGAGCCAUUCAGCAUCAGACUUAUCUUCAGAAUUCUUUCUGUAUGGUUGUAAAGCUAGAUUUCCUGGCUCCUCAUUUCUUUCAUUUCAUGUCUAUAUUAACCUUUAGUUAAGUUAAGUUAAUGUGAUUCUACGAAUGAAAAGGUCUGACCUAUCAAAAAAGAUUUACUUAUUUUGACCCAGAUGUUAACAUGUUUAUGUUUAAGAGAAUAUAUGUGAUAAAGAAAAGUGCUUGGAAUAUGAAACUGUAAAAUAAAAGUUUGCCUUUCUUUUUACCAA